Nothobranchius furzeri (turquoise killifish) is the source of this 2059-nucleotide messenger RNA. Lineage: Eukaryota; Metazoa; Chordata; Actinopteri; Cyprinodontiformes; Nothobranchiidae. The record is from RefSeq and is a predicted model, not a curated record.
AUGUUAGCAGACUCAAAUAUACGGCUGCAUAAAAUAGCAUCCAACCACAAUAAAGUAGUGGAAGAAUUCCCAUCUGAAGAGCGUGCGAAAGAACUGAAAGAUCUAGAGCUCGGUGUAGAUCCCUUGCCCAUGCAAAGAAGCUUAGGUCUCAACUGGAAUUUGCAAACUGACUGUUUUACCUUCCUCGUCUCUCAAGAGGAGAAACCCUUUACCCGCCGUGGCAUUCUCUCCACUGUUAACAGCAUAUUUGACCCAAUAGGAUUUGUAGCUCCAGUAACAAUACAGGGCAAGGCUAUAGUCAGAGAGCUAAGCAUCGAACAUUGUGAAUGGGAUGCCCCGAUACCUGCCAAAAAGGCAACCCAGUGGAAAUCCUGGCGAGACUCUCUCAAAUCUCUCGAGCAGCUCCACGUAGCAAGACCAUACUUACCUAUGUCCUUGCUCUCUGCGCCACAUAGAGAACUGUGUGUUUUUUCUGACGCAUCCACCAUGGCUAUCUGUGCAGUCGCCUACCUAAGAGUAGUUGAUGAAGACGGACACAGUCUUGUAGGAUUCUGCAUGGGAAAAUCUAAAGUAGCUCCCCAUCACACCACUACUGUGCCUCGUCUAGAGCUUUGUGCAGCUGUACUUGCAGUUGAACUAGCUGAUACUCUGAUUGACGAGCUAGAUACCAACAUCCAUGCAGUAAAGUUUUACACAGAUUCCAGAGUAGUGUUGGGAUACAUAUACAACAGCAACCGCAGAUUUUACAUAUAUGUUGCUAACAGAGUAGCACGUAUCCGGAAAUCAUCACAGCCUGGGCAGUGGCAUUUUAUCAGCUCAGAAAACAAUCCUGCAGACCAUGCAUUAGCGGCAGUCUCCUGGGAAGAGAAACAUCCUAUAAUCAUCCCCAAAAAUACUCAUGUUGCAACAUUGCUGGUUCGAUAUUAUCACGAACGAGUAGCACACCAGGGCAGACACUUCACUGAAGGGGCAAUCAGGUCUGCUGGUUUGUGGAUCCUGGGAGGAAAAAGACUCAUAUCAAGCACCGUACAUAAAUGUGUCUCCUGCAGACGGUUGAGGGGAAGUAUGGAAAAUCAAAAGAUGUCCAACUUACCUGCUGACCGGCUGGUUCAAGCUCCUCCAUUCACACAAGUUGGAUUAGAUGUUUUUGGACCAUGGACUGUCUCUGCCCGUCGUGCCAGAGGAGGUCUAUUCGAAAGUAAACGUUGGGCGGUGAUGUUUACUUGUUUGGUAACAAGAGCAGUCCACAUGGAAGUGAUAGACUCUCUGUCAACAUCAAGCUUUAUAAAUGCUCUCAGGCGGUUCACAGCCAUCAGGGGACCAGCAAAGCUUUUUCGUUCUGACAGAGGCACAAACUUUGUUGGUGCGUGUAAAGAACUUGGAAUAACUUCAGAUGAUGCAGCACUUCAGUCAUACCUCAAAGACCAAGGCUGUACUUGGGACUUCAAUCUUCCACACUCCUCUCAUAUGGGAGGAGCGUGGGAAAGAAUGAUAGGGAUCGCUCAACGCAUAUUGGACAGCAUGUUGCUCAAGAUGCAUUCUCCUACUCUUUCACACGAAGUACUCACUACGCUGAUAGCGGAAGUAGUUGCCAUAAUGAAUUCCCGGCCAAUUGUUCCUGUGUCUUCAGAUCCAGAUGCGCCAACCGUACUUACACCUUCUAUGCUUUUGACUCAGAAACUGGACUCUGCAUCCUUUCCUUCAGGAGACCUUGAUCUUAAAGAUCUGUACCGGAGUCAAUGGAAGCAAGUUCAAGGUCUUGCUGACUCAUUCUGGAAACGAUGGCGCCAAGAGUACUUGGCUACUCUCCAGCCAGGAAGAAAGUGGCAAGCAGAACAAACUAACUUACAAGUUGGAGAUCUUGUCCUUUUAAAGGACAAACAGGCUAAACGGAAUGAGUGGCCUACAGGUCUCAUUGUAAAUACCUUCCCAGGUCAAGAUAGCAAAGUUCGUAAAGUGGAGGUGAGAGUUGUCAAAGGUGGCUCACCCAGAGUGUAUUUGAGACCUGCUACAGAAGUAGUACUGUUACUCAGAGGGACAUAGUGGUAUAGUACAAUAU